Molecule: messenger RNA, 2579 nt
Organism: Heterobasidion irregulare TC 32-1
Lineage: Eukaryota; Fungi; Basidiomycota; Agaricomycetes; Russulales; Bondarzewiaceae
Exons: 8
Coding region: 43-2250 (735 amino acids)
Biological process (GO): carbohydrate metabolic process
Cellular component (GO): extracellular region
Molecular function (GO): lyase activity; carbohydrate binding
Source: RefSeq, a predicted model, not a curated record
CCGACAUCCACUCCAUCUGGGAGCUCGAAUACUCUAUUGGACAUGCAGACUGUUCUGCAAAGCCGCUUGGGCUUCAUUGUUACAAGCGCGGGCAAUGCCUCUACCAUCCCUCAAUGGCUUUCGACUUUAGGUCCGGACGGAAAAUGGCCAGCUUCGGAGGUAGAUUAUACCACGGGCUGUGCUGCCCAGCGCGCCAACUGGCCUGCUCAGACCCAUUGGCUCCGCAUUUUGACUAUGUCCGCUGCAUGGCACGGCGGCAUGGCUAACAGUCAACAAUAUGUCAACAACUCCGCCCUCGCCAGCGCAAUCUCUUCGGCGAUGAACUAUUGGUUUCAGAACGACUUCACGGAUCCAGGCUGCCUCGACGGAGGCGGCACCGGUAUCUGUCCAUGUGGUACUCCUGGUCUCUGGAACACAAACUGGUUCUCCAAUGUUAUCCUGAUUCCGCGACUGGUGGGAGAAAGCUGUCUACUUUUCAACGCCUCCCUCAGCGAUGCACAGAAGAAAGGCUGCACCACCAUAUCUUCCCGCUCAUAUGACACAUUCUAUGAGGGUCCCAAAGGUUACCUAUCCGGCGCUAACAUUCUGGAUGUGGCGAAGAUCGGAAUAGAUGUUGCACUUCUGACGACCAACAUCACUUUGAUCACAGAAGCGUAUGGGCGUAUACAUGCAGAAGUCGUGAUCGAGCCUGGCAUAAUGGUCGACGGUAUCAAGGCCGAUGGCAGCUUUGGCCAACAUGGUGGCCUGCUCUACAACGGGAACUAUGGGAAAGAUUUUUCCAAUGACGUUCUUGAACUGGAGAUCGAUGCCGGAGGGACGCAAUUUGCAGCAAACCAAGGUUCGAAGGACGCGUUCACCUCACUGAUAGAUGGCGAUCAAUGGAUGAUCUACCGGAACGUGCUCACUAAUGUCCUUCAUUGGGAUUUUAGCACUUUGCCACGAUUCAUCACUUUCCCAGUAAUUGAUGCUCAAGCCACCGGUAGCCUCAACAUAAAUCUGACGGAGAUCCAACAAUUGGGGGAGCUUUGGAAUUCGACCACCCUAAAUGCAGUUUAUAAUGCGUUGGUUAAAAGAACCAAGAAUGCGAAUGCCGGUUACCUGAAGGGGUCCCGUGUGUUCUACGCCAACGAUUAUAUGGUGAGCUUGCUGCGCGAACCACUCACCACAUAUCACGUCCUCACCGGAGAGCAGGUGCAACGCGGGGAGGGAUAUGUGUCCACCCUCAAGAUGUACUCUACGAGGACGAAGAACACUGAAUGCACCAAUUCUCAGAAUGUAAACUUUAUACGAGGACAUCGCCGCCGCCUGGGACUGGAAUCUCAUCCCUGGGACUGGAAUCUCAUCCCUGGUACGACCGUCGACUACGGUGCCACGCCUCUAAACUGCGCGAACGCCGAGUGGACCGGCCUCGAGGAUUUUGUUGGAGGCGUAUCAGACGGGAACAUCGGCAUCGCCGCAAUGCGCUAUACCAACCCAUAUACCCGCGCACUGAGCUGGCAAAAGACGUGGUUCUUCCUCGCAGACGGUGUCCAGCGUGUCAUGGUCACGAGCCUGUCCAACGCUGGGGAUGCGCCAGUCUACUCCGUUCUCGAUCAGCGUAGGCACGACGGUCCCAUUUUCGUUAAUGGAUUUCCCGUUCCCGAGAACGUUUCUUCGGCGUCAUAUCCGUACACUACCUCGCUUUGGCACGGCAAUGUCGGCUACACCUUCGACGAUCCUUCCUUUGGACUGUCGUUAUCCGUGGGCGAGCGCACCGGUAACUGGUCCGCGAUCGGCAUUUCGACACAACCUCCGGCCACCGUCGAUCUCUUUGCUGCAUACAUCGAGCAUCAAGACUUGACCGCUCCUUUGUCCUAUACCAUCUUCCCUGGCAUCGAUUUCCGUUCCUUCCAGGACAAGAGCGAAGAUUGGCAACAUACUUUGCGUACCUUGCGAAAUGACGCGCUCAUAUCCGCCGUACUCGACGAAGAAAACGAUACCGUGUCCAUCGUAUUCUGGGAUGGGACGGGAGGCACUUUGCGCUUCUUUCUGUCUUCUGAAGACGACCCCAUCUCCAUCAGUUCGAACGGCAACUCAGCCAUCAUUUAUUCCUUUGGGACUGACAAGAUCACUGUCUCUGACCCAUCCCAGACCCUCACCAAUAUUCAGGUCGACAUUACUCGCGGGUGGGCAGGCGAUACUCGAUCCCUUGAUAUCGAUUUGCCCACUGGCGGGAAGGCAGGGAGUAGUGUAUCGAUGGAUGUGCCUUAAAGUAUACCCAAGCUUGUGAAGAUAUAUCAUCAUGAUACCCCAGAACCGGAAUACAGAGCAUGCAGCUGCAUUGUUACAUACUAUGACAUGUACGCGCGAAAGGAAAGGAAAGUGAAUCAGAACUGGGCUGCCUGCUCGCCGUAGGGGGCCUGCUCAUACGCCGGCUCCUGUGGUGGAUAAGCAGCCUCCUCUGGCGCGGGCGGGGCAGGCUGAGGAAUAGCAGGUUCACGCUGCUCGGAGGAAGGCUCCGAGACGAUCUUGUCGACCGGGGGCUCGAGAAUCUGGACGGAGUCGGGAAGAGGCUUGCGAGGACCAAGCUGACCCUCGGG